UCUUCUUUCUCCUACUUCAUUCUUCUCUUCUUCAAUUCAACUCAAUUCCUUUCUCUCUCUUUUAAAUUUAAAUUCAAGAUUUUUCCAAGAUUUCAAGUUUUUUGAUACCCCUUUGGAAAAUAGUAUCGGGGUUUGAAGGUUUUUCUUGUGAAUUUGAUUGAUUUGGAGGUCAUCAUAUACGUGUCAUUUGGGUUGCUUUAACUGUUAAAAUAUUCCUGGGAUCAGAUGUAAUACAUGUCACUACUCUGGUAUUCUGACAAGAUCGAGCGGAAACAUGGGGAAACUAGAAAAUGAGAAUUCGGUGCAAAUAGAUGGUAGAAAUUCUGGUACGUUUUGCCAGUUUUGUGGCAAAAAGCAAGAUACUACAACAUGUUUGAUUAGUCCGACCACUUCUUUGCAUAGCAGUAACGGCUCUGUCUCAUGUUACAGUGACUUUUCAGGUGAUGCAAGCUCAGAUGGGAGGGUUUAUAUUGAUGAAUGCAGCACAGAUAGCAGUCAAGAGGAGUCCUGUUCUACCAUGCGCACAGGAAGAGAUGCAGAACUUAUGAGAAAUGGUAAUUGUGAGGAAACCAAAAGUAGCAAAAUUGAAGGGGAUGACGAUGACGAAUCUGGAGUCUCUUCUAGUUAUGAACUGGAUCAGUUCUGGGUGCCCCCAGAGCCAGAAUGUUGUGAUGAUGAUGUGGAAUACAGUGUAGCUAAUUAUGAUGAUGAUGAAUGUGGUGAUGGCUGGGGCAAGCCGACUUCUUUGAUCAGCCUCGGAGAAGAAGGUUCUGGGAGCUACAAGUUUAAAGAGGAAAAGCAGAAGGCAUUGGAGGAAGUGAUGAAUGGGAAGCUUAAGGCCCUUGUUAAUGACCUUCUUAAGUCUUUUGGUGUUGCCUCAUCAGGGGGUGACAAUUGGGUUGAUAUAGUCACCUCCUUGUCUUGGGAGGCUGCUUCAUUUGUGAAGCCUGAUUCUGCUGAAGGAAAGGCUAUGGAUCCUAAUAAAUAUGUGAAGAUAAAAUGCAUACGAACUGGUUCUCCCAGCCAAAGUCAAUUUAUCAGAGGCCUGGUCUUCAAAAAGCAUGCUGCCCAUAAACAUAUGCCUACUAAGUUUGAAAAACCUAGGCUGCUGUUGAUUGAGGGUGCACUAGGUCAAUCAAGUGAGUUGUCAUCAUUUGAGUCAAUUCGACAGGAGAAAGACAGUGUGUUGAAGUCUAUCACUGACUUUCUAGAGAGGUACCAGCCAAAUGUGAUAUUGGUAGAGAAAACUGUCUCUCGUGACAUACAAGAGUCUAUUCUCAGGAAAGGAUGGACACUGGUCUUUGAUAUGAAAGAACAUCGCCUGGAGAGAGUUGCUCGUUGCACUGUUUCACCAAUCUUAUCUUCUGAAAUCUUGUCUGGCCAUAAGCUCAGACAGUGUGAUUCCUUGCAUUUUCAAAGGUUUGUAGAGGAACAUGAAACUUCUGAUGAUGGUGGAAAAAGGCCUAGCAAAACGCUGAUGUUCAUUGAGGGUUGUCCUACUCAUCUGGGAUGCACGAUUUUGUUAAUGGGAGCUAACAGUGAUGAGCUGAAGAAGAUCAAAUGUGUGGUACGAUGUGCAGUGAUCAUGGCAUAUAAUUUAAUCCUCGAGACUUGUUUCCUUCUAGAUCAAAAAGUAAUGUUCUCGACUAUUCCUCUUAGCCAGGGGGUGAAUACAACAGCUACUGAUGACCCCCCAGCUGUUAGUUCUGAACAAGAAAUUCUUUCAACUGUUGCUGAGACAAAUUUGUCCUGUUCAAUGGACGGCCCAAUUUCCAAUGGCUUCCAUCAGGAAGUAAGGCAUAAACUAGAAUCACAAGGCGGUUCUCUAUUAUUUGAGCCAUAUAAUCCAGUUGUUUUUUCUGGGUUGUCAUCUCUCUCAGCCUCUCUGAAAAAGGUUAUGGGGGAUAACUUUCCUGUCUGCCCCACCUCUGAACAAUCCAUGCCCUCAUGUGUCAGUGAUAAUGGAUCCAACGAAGAUAAUCAGGAACAAACUGAUACUCAAGUUCCUGACGCAACUGAGGUGGUAAAUCAAAGUGAUACAGAUCAGAAAGCCACUAUCUGUGAUGACGAGAUGGCAUCCGAAAAAGAACUGUUGCAUGCUCCAAUAAUGAGCCAGGGAGAAUCUUUGGAAUCACAGUUAUCUGGUAAUAUGGGGAAUGGUGUUACAUCUAUGGAUACUGAGAGUAUAUUGGUUCUGAUAUCAAGCCGGAAUGCUUCAAGAGGGACUAUGUGUGCCCAUAGUCAUUUUUCUCGCAUAAAGUUUUAUCAAAAUUUUGAUAUUCCGCUUGGAAACUUCUUGCAGCAAAAUUUGCUAAGUCAGAAACUCCCAUGCAAGAGCUGUGAUGGACCCCCUGAAGCUCACAUUUUCUAUUAUGCACACUACAAUAAGCUACUUGCAAUUCAAGUUCGUUCUCUUCCAAAAGACAAGGGGCUUCCAGGUGAAAGUGGAGGGAAGAUUUGGAUGUGGAGUCGUUGUGGUAGAUGCAAGUUCCAGAUUGGUAGCUCAAAAUCUACGAAAAGAGUUUUAGUAUCCACUGGUUCUCGUGGUUUUUCAUUUGGAAAAUUUUUGGAGCUCAGCUUCUCAAAUUCCUCUGUGUUUAAUAAACUGUCUGGCUGUGGUCAUUCCUUGCACAGGGAUUUCCUCUACUUUUUUGGAUUAGGGCAUAUGGUUGCUGUGUUUAAGUACUCAACUGUUACUACUUACUCUGUGGCACUUCCUCCUGAGAAGCUGGAAUUUAGCAGUUCUGUCGAUGGAGAAUUUCUUAAGAAGGAUUUUGAAGAUGUGUACAUGAAAGGGAUUAAGAUGUUUCGUGAUGUAGAAAAAGCUUUGAAGGCAAUAGAGUCUCGAUUUGUUGGAACUACUAUAAAUCUUCAAGGAUCAAUUAGGACAUUUUCUGAAAUUGAGAGAAUGUUGAAGGAAGAGAGAACUCAAUUUGAGAUUGAUAUUCAAAAUGUCGUUAUGGAUGGAAAUCGGGAUGUUGUCAUGUAUAAACUUCUAAUGUUGAAUAGAAUUCGGCUGGAGCUUUUGCUGGAGUCCUGUGUGUGGGAUCGCCGUCUUCAUUCAUUACUAUCAUCUGAUUGUACCGCUGCCAACCCCAAAACUACUGACCAGAAGCAUCAUACACUGCCAGGUAUCAAUACUAUUAACCACAGGGAACAACAAGAGAAAAGCAGUGUUAAAGGAGACACUAAAGUUUAUCCGGAAAGAGAUGACAGAGAAUUGGAAGAUUGUCCGGAUCUGAAAAUCAAGCUAGUUGAAGACUCUUGUGGAGAUGAUAACAGCAGGACAGAAACUACUGUAGGAAGUCGUGAUAAUGUUUCGGAUACCGACUAUGAUCUCAAACCAAAUGUUGAAUCAUCUGCAAAAGGAAAUUGUUUUCCCAUUAAAGAAAUUCCUGUUGAUACACAUGAUUGUGGACAAGAUGAACCAUCAACUUUAUCUGCUUUCAAUGAUGGUGCUGAGUUGACAACUGCAGCCAAAGUAAAUGGAAACGAUUUUUCCCUUCAGGAUAUGACAGUCAAAUCUGACCUCUCUGAUCACUGCCUUUUUGGUAAUGAAAGUAACUUACAGCUCAAUCUUCCUUCAUCCAUUCAAUUGGAGACGGAUAAACUAAUUGCCGUUGAUGCUGGAGGUACUCAUGAUCCUAUUCAUUCUCAAAGGAGUAGAUCCCUAUCCUCAAUAUUUUCCGACAUAGAGAAUGAUGAAGGAUGGUGGACUCCAUUCCCUGAAAUUUGGUGUCAAUACAUGGAGGAUCUCCAGAGAGGUCACCUACCGAAAUUAGGAUCUAUCACAAACCAUGAUGUAGAAUCUACUACUUAUAAACUUAUUACCAAUGAGGGCGCGAAGCUUCACAUUCCCCUUGGAAGUGAUAAAUACAUUAUUUCUGAUUAUGAAGAUGAAUUUUCCAGCAUUAUUGCCUGUGCUUUGGUCUUGCUGAAGGAUUUGCCUAUUGGAUGUGAAGAUCUUGGAGAUGAUGGCAGAAAAGAUAGAGGAAUUGAUGCUAAGGCGUAUGAGAGUUCACAAGGCUUAAUGCGGAUAUUCUCUCUAGCUUCUCCACAUUUGUCUUCAACUGGUUCAUUGGAUUUAACAGCGUAUCACUCUUCGAACAUGUCGGAGGUAGCACGCACAUCAAGUUUAGAUGGGGUAGAUUUGCUAGAUUCAUCAGUUUCUUUCACGGCUGUUCAGGCGGAAGUCUCCAUGGGUUUGGGUAAAUUGUCUGGGAAGUAUAAAUACUCAGUCCUCUGUCUCUAUGCCAGCCAAUUUCGUCAUUUGCGAGAUCGAUGGUGCACUUCAGAAGUUGAUUUCAUUGCUUCCUUGAGUAGAUGUAGGAGCUGGGAUGCGAAAGGUGGCAAAAGUAAUUCUUUGUUUGCCAAAACAGUUGAUGAUCGGUUUAUCGUCAAGGAAAUUAAGAGAGCAGAAUUUGACUCGUUCUUGAAGUUUGCUCCUAGUUAUUUUGAAUACAUGGAUCAGUGCCAUGCGAAGAGGAAUCAAACCUGCCUUGCAAAAAUUCUUGGCAUUUAUCAGGUCAAUGUAAGGCCAAGAGGUGGAAAAGAGACGAGGCACGAUCUCAUGGUGAUGGAGAACCUUUCAUUUGGUAGAAAUACUACUCGGCAGUAUGAUCUGAAAGGCGCUUUGCAUGCUCGAUUUAGUGCAGCUGGCAAUGGUGCAGGAGACGUUCUUUUGGACCAAAACUUUGUCAAUGACAUGAAUGUUUCUCCUUUAUAUGUCGGGACAAGAUCAAAGAGGGCUUUGCAACGGGCUGUAUGGAAUGAUUGUACUUUCCUCAAGUCAAUCAAUGUGAUGGACUAUUCUCUACUUGUGGGAGUAGAUAGCCAACGCCGUGAACUUGUUUGUGGCAUCAUCGACUAUCUCAGACAAUAUACAUGGGACAAGCAGCUCGAGAAUUGGGUCAAAUCUUCACUUGUGGUUCCGAAGAAUCAGCUUCCUACUAUUGUAUCUCCGAAAGAGUAUUAUAAGAGAUUUAGGAAGUUCAUUGACACACAUUUCUUAAGUGUUCCAGAUAAUUGGUGCUCCCAAAAAUCUUCAAAUCCUUGUAAACUUCUUCGCACAGUAAGCAGUAUCACUUCCCCACAGUCGGAGUCCGAUGAUGGUGAUUCUGAUCAACCAAAGUGCACCGGUGAAGGGGAACAUAAAGAUGCAUCCUCUGAUGGUAAUGGUUCGCAUCCCCUGAGUUCUGUUCCCUUUUAAGUAGUUCCCAUCCCCGGUGGUCAUUAAUUUCUGUACAUAGUUGUUUGUUGCCCGAGCAUUAUAGAUAUAUAUACCCCCUCUUAUUUCUGCGAUUAUUUUUAGCAAAGUUAUGGGGAUGGAUUUAUUCUUUAGGUUCAUUUCUAGCUUGCAGUAUAUAUCAAAGUUCUUGUGAGGUCUAUGACUCAUUGUAAAAAGUCCUUUAGUAAGCUUGAGUAUUAUUUAGGCUGUCAAAGGGAAAAAAGAUAGCAGUUGAAGCUGCUUAUGGUUUAUAUUUUUGGCUGUAAGACAAUAUUCCUAUAAUCCAUUGUUGAGUUUUUGGUUA
Messenger RNA from Solanum dulcamara, 5531 nucleotides. Its product is annotated as putative 1-phosphatidylinositol-3-phosphate 5-kinase FAB1D. Gene Ontology annotation, molecular function: ATP binding; 1-phosphatidylinositol-3-phosphate 5-kinase activity. The record is from RefSeq and is a predicted model, not a curated record. Bases 275 to 5209 code for a protein of 1644 amino acids. Lineage: Eukaryota; Viridiplantae; Streptophyta; Magnoliopsida; Solanales; Solanaceae. Gene Ontology annotation, biological process: phosphatidylinositol phosphate biosynthetic process. The transcript is spliced from 13 exons. Gene Ontology annotation, cellular component: endosome membrane.